Chinchilla lanigera (long-tailed chinchilla) is the source of this 672-nucleotide messenger RNA. RefSeq names its product cyclin-dependent kinase inhibitor 2A-like. NCBI's taxonomy places the organism in Eukaryota, Metazoa, Chordata, Mammalia, Rodentia, Chinchillidae. Gene Ontology annotation, biological process: negative regulation of cell population proliferation; regulation of cyclin-dependent protein serine/threonine kinase activity. The record is from RefSeq and is a predicted model, not a curated record. The transcript has 3 exons. Gene Ontology annotation, molecular function: protein kinase binding; cyclin-dependent protein serine/threonine kinase inhibitor activity. The coding region runs from base 7 to 396 and encodes 129 amino acids. Gene Ontology annotation, cellular component: nucleus.
AGCAGCAUGGACCCGGCGGGCGAAAGGCUGGCCACGGCCGCGGCGCGGGGCCGGGCCCAGGAGGUGCGGGAGCUGCUGGAGGCGGGGGCGCCGCCCAACGCCCCGAACCGUUUCGGCCGGAGACCGAUUCAGGUCAUGAUGAUGGGCAGCGCCCAAGUGGCUACACUGCUGCUGCUCCACGGAGCGGACCCCAACUGCGCUGACCCAGCCACCCUGGCACGACCGGUGCAUGAUGCGGCACGGGAGGGCUUCCUGGACACGGUGGUGGCGUUGCACCAAGCUGGGGCCCGGCUGGACGUGCGUGAUGCCUGGGGCCGCUUGCCUGUGGACCUGGCUGAAGAGCAGGGCCACCUCGACGUUGCUCAGUAUCUGCGCAACGUUUCAGGGGAUGUGUGAGCAACAGCUCCACCCAUGCAGUCGCCCCGCAUGGUCACCAGCAAACAGGAAGAAUCUGGUCAUCAAUUGGGAAAGUCAAAAGAAAAUAAGAAUGUCUUCCGCCUACCCAAUUCUUGCCUCCUUUUUUAGUUCUAUUUUGAAAAAAAAAAUGACCAUUUUUUAAAAUGCGGAGCUGGAGAUGUAACUCAGUGGCAGAGUGAUUGCCUAGCAUUUCAGGAAGCCCUAGGUUCAUUCCCAGCCCCACCAAAAUCAAAUAAAUAAACAUAAAAAAUUAAA